This is a messenger RNA of Acinonyx jubatus (cheetah), 4815 nucleotides long. It is a transcript of the gene ANLN, whose product is annotated as anillin, actin binding protein. The record is from RefSeq and is a predicted model, not a curated record. NCBI's taxonomy places the organism in Eukaryota, Metazoa, Chordata, Mammalia, Carnivora, Felidae. Gene Ontology annotation, cellular component: actomyosin contractile ring. Gene Ontology annotation, biological process: actomyosin contractile ring assembly; septin ring organization; mitotic cytokinesis. Bases 179 to 3622 code for a protein of 1147 amino acids. The transcript has 25 exons.
GGAGGCCGAAUCUGACACUGGAGGCUGAGGGAUAGAGGAGAGUAGUUUGGGAGAGUUCUCCCCGCCCCGGCCUUCUAGUUCUCUUCAAGUGACACACUAAAUCGGGACUCACUUUUCUUUUACUGAAUUUGAACCACCGUUUCCGUCGUCUCGCAAUCAACACGCGAACUCCGGGGCGAUGGACCCGUUUACCGAGAAACUGCUUGAACGAACCCGUGCCAGGCGAGAGAAUCUUCAGAGAAAGAUGGCUGAGAGGCCCACAGCAGCAGCAAGGUCUGCCAUGCAUGCUAAGAGAACCAGAGAGCCACUUUCUGAAGCAAGUAACCAACAGCCUCUACCUGGUAGUGAAGAGAAAUCUUGUACAAAACCAUCACCAUCAAAAAAACGCUGUUCUGACAACGCUGAAGUAGAAGUUUCUAACUUGGAAAAUGAAAAGCCAGUAGAGUCAGCUUCUGCAAAAGCCUGUCCUCCAAGUCCUCUGCCUCCUCAGGCACAGCCACAGACGCCAGCUCCUGUCAGUGAUCCCGAGGCUGUCCCGGCACCGCUGCCGGGCGUGAGGACAGGGCUUAACUCAAGACUGGAAGCGAGGGCAGCCUCCUCAGUGAAAACACGAAUGCAAAGACUGGCAGAGCAGCGGCGCCAUUGGGAUAAUAAUGACAUGACAGAUGAGAUACCCGAAAGCUCACUUAUGUCACCAAUGCCAUCAGAGGGAAGGGCUGCCUCGCCUCCCAAACCACCCCCUGCAGAUGCCUCGGCAACUCCAGUUGGUAGAAGGGGCCGUCUGGCCAACCUUGCCGCAACUAUUUGCUCGUGGGAAGAUGAUGUAAAUUACUCAUCUGCAAAGCAAAACAGUGCACAAGAACAGCCUGGUACCACUUGUUUAUCCAAAUUUUCCUCUGCAAGUGGAGCAUCUGCUAGGAUCAAUAGCAGCAGUGUCAAGCAGGAAGCUGCAUGCUGUUCCCAAAGGGAUGGUGAGGCCUCUUUGAAUAAAGCUCCGUCCUCGAGUGCCGUGGGUGCAUCUUUGAAUGAUGCUACAGUUUCCAGCUCUGUGAAAGCUGCUUCUUCCCCAGUGAAAUCUUCUACUGUAUCCCUUGCUGAUGCUAAAAAUUGUGAGGUACAAAAUCCUGAGCUACUUCAGAAAACUCCUGUUAGUCUCCUGAAAACAGAGGUACCGAAAUCAACUGGGAAGUCAACCGUGUCCCAGACAGUUGGGCCCAAAGAAGAAUUAAAUAGAGAAAUAUGUCGGCAGUCUCAAUCUAAAGACAAAUCUGCAACACCAGGAGGAGCAGGAAUUAAGCCUUUCCUGGAGCGCUUUGGAGAGCGUUGUCAAGAACACGGCAAACAAAGUCCUGCUCGGAGCACACCCCAAAGAACCCCCAUUAUCACUCCAAAUACAAGAGCCAUCCAAGAAAGAUUAUUCAAGCAAAACACAUCUUCAUCUACUACUCAUUUGGCACAACAGCUCAAGCAGGAACGUGAGAAAGAACUAGCAUGUCUUCGUGGCCGAUUUGACAAAGGCAAUUUAUGGAGUGCAGAAAAAGGCGAAAGCUCGAGAAGCAAACAACUAGAAACCAAACAGGAAAUUCACUGUCAGAACACUCCCCUCAAAAAACACCAAGCUGUUUCAAAUACCUCAUCGCUUCCAGUAACGGAAAAGGUGACAGAAAAUCAAACACCAGGAAAACCUUCCAGCACAGAACCUACAGGUUUCACUGAACGUAAAAUGACGAAGUCUAGCCCUUUGAAAAUCACAUUGUUUUUAGAAGAGGAUAAGUCUUUAAAAGUAACAUCAGACCCAAAGGUUGAGCAGCAGACUGAAGUGGUACGUGAAACUGAGAUGAGUGUGGAUGAUGACGAUGGUAUCAAUAGUUCAAAAGUAAUUAAUGACAUCUUCAGUGAUGUCCUGGUGGAAGGUGAGCUGGACAUGGAAAAGAGCCAAGAGGAGAUGGACCACGCAGAAGCAGAGAGCGCUGAAGAACAGGAAGAUGCACUGAACAUCUCCUCCAUGUCUUUGCUUGCUCCGUUAGCACAGACCGUUGGUGUGGUAAGUCCGGAGAGUUUAGUUUCCUCACCUCGAUUGGAAUUGAAAGAUUCCAGCGUAAGUGAUGAAAGUCCAAAGCCAGGGAAAUUCCAAAGAACCCGUGUUCCUCGAGCUGAGUCAGGUGAUAGCAUUGGUUCUGAAGAUCGUGAUCUUCUUUAUAGCAUUGAUGCAUACAGAUCUCAAAGAUUCAAAGAAACAGAACGUCCUUCAAUAAAGCAAGUGAUUGUUCGGAAGGAAGAUGUUACUUCGAAGUUGGAUGAGAAAAAGAAUGCCUUUCCUGGUCAAGUGAACAUCAAACAGAAAAUGCAGGAACUCAAUAAUGAAAUAAAUUUGCAGCAGACAGUAAUCUAUCAAGCCAGCCAGGCUCUUAACUGCUGUGUUGAUGAAGAUCACGGAAAAGGGUCACUAGAAGAAGCUGAAGCAGAAAGACUUCUCCUCAUUGCUACUGAGAAGAGAACACUUUUGAUUGAUGAGUUGAAUAAAUUGAAGAACGAAGGGCCCCAAAGGAAGAACAAGGCUGGUCCCAUAUCCCCAAGUGAAUUUGUCGCAUCCAAGGGAUCAGUUACUUUGUCAGAAAUCCGCUUGCCUCUAAAAGCAGAUUUUGUCUGUGGUACAGUUCAGAAACCAGAUGCAGCAAAUUACUAUUUCUUAAUUAUACUAAAAGCAGGAGCUGAAAAUAUGGUAGCCACACCAUUAGCAUGUACUUCAAAUUCUCUUAAUGGUGAUGCUCUGACAUUCCCUACUACAUUUACUCUGCAAGAUGUGUCCAAUGACUUUGAAAUAAAUAUUGAAGUUUACAGCUUGGUACAAAAGAAAGAACUCUCAGGCCCUGAUAAGAAGAAAAAGGCACACAAGUCCAAGGCUAUUACUCCAAAGCGACUUCUCACAUCUAUAACCACAAAGAGCAGCCUUCAUUCUUCAGUCAUGGCCAGUCCAGGUGGUCUCCAUGCUGUGCGUACCAGCAACUUUGCCCUUGUUGGGUCUUACAUACUGUCAUUAUCUUCAGUAGGAAACACUAAAUUUGCUCUGGACAAGAUAAAUUAUGAUGUAAAAGAGCGAGAGCUACUGGGCUAUAUGUUCCAGGAAAAGGUACCCUUUUUAUGUCCCUUGGAAGGUCAUAUUUAUUUAAAAAUAAAAUGUCAAGUGAAUUCAAGUGUUGAAGAAAGAGGUUUUCUAACCAUAUUUGAAGAUGUUAGUGGUUUUGGUGCCUGGCAUCGAAGAUGGUGUGUUCUUUCAGGAAAUUGUAUCUCUUAUUGGACUUAUCCAGAUGAUGAGAAACGGAAGAAUCCCAUAGGAAGGAUAAAUCUGGCCAAUUGUACAAGCCAUCAAAUAGAACCAGCCAACAGAGAAUUUUGUGCAAGACGCAACACUUUUGAAUUAAUUACUGUCCGACCACAGAGAGAAGAUGACCGAGAGACUCUUGUUAGCCAAUGCAGGGACACUCUCUGUGUCACCAAGAACUGGUUGUCUGCAGAUACCAAGGAAGAGAGGGAUCUCUGGAUGCAAAAACUCAAUCAAGUUCUUGUUGAUAUUCGCCUCUGGCAACCUGAUGCUUGCUACAAACCUAUUGGGAAGCCUUAAGCUGUGGGAAGUUUCUAGGCCAUUUAGAGUUUUUUUUGAGCUAUAUCAUAAAUGUACCUUAAAAGCAUCAGAUUUGCUGAUUGCAUUUUAUGCUUUAAUUACAAGAGGGUAUGUGCCAAUAUUCACUACAUAUUAUGCAGUAUUUAUAUCUUUUGUAUGUAAAAUUUCAACUGAUUUCUCUUCUGUCAUUCAUAAAUGAUUGGAAGAAAAUUCAUUAUAGUCAGUUUUGCUAAAUCUUAAUUUAAAAAAGCCUCAUUUUCCUAGAAACCUAAUUAUUCAGUUAUUCAUGACAAAAUAUUUUUUUAAACGUAAGGAAUUGUGAGUUGUCUUGGAGCUGUGGUCUCAAAGUAGAAAGGUCUUCCGGGGGCUGGAGACAGAAACCUCUGACUUGCUCAUCUUUUCUCUAGCCUUGGUACUUCUUUCUAAAGUUUGUGAUCGUUUACUGAUCAUGAGAUAUCUUGUUAGUAGAGUACUGAGAAAACCUCCAAGGGACUUUACAGAAACAUUUUUAGUAAUGGAGGCAAGAACUUUUUAAAUAGCAAAUGUACAUUCGUUUAAAGCUUGAGGCUGCCUUUAAACAGGAGAUGUGGACAUAGGGGAUAUUGUGGGAGAUUUGGGGGUUAAAUAUUUUCUAUAGAAGAGUUAAUCACAUGGUUUACAUUUACUCAGUUUCUAUAGAUGCUGUGUGGUGCACAUUUUCAUAGAGUACAGGCUUUUAAAAAUAAUUAUUUUUGCUAUAUAGCUAAGACUCCACUUGGCAUAUCAGUUCUUUCUGCUCCUGUAACAAGAAUAAAUGUAAAUUGAAGAAUCUUUGUAUAAAGAAAGUAAACUUUACCAAGCUGCUAUGGACUAAUACUUUGCCUGCCAAAGUUCUUGUCUUUUUUUUUCCCUGUCCAAGCAGGACAGUGUCUAGAAGCACAUUGUGAAAUCUUUUGAAAAACUAUUAAGUCAUUCAUUACCUUUGAAAGCCCAAUUCUUUAUUUUAUGAUAAAGUAUUGUAAAGCAUGGUCACAUCUUUUAAAUAUACUUUGAAUUUUUUCUCUGAAUUGUUAAAGUUAUUGACGAUCUCAUUUAUAAACACUAAAUUCUGUCACCUCCUGUCAUUUAAUUUGUAUUCAUUCAACGUGUUUUUGUUAUGUGUAUUAUAAAAAUAUAUUUUAUGAUCUCUUACCCGAAUAAAUGCUUGCAGAGGA